Molecule: messenger RNA, 1732 nt
Organism: Vidua chalybeata
Lineage: Eukaryota; Metazoa; Chordata; Aves; Passeriformes; Viduidae
Product: olfactory receptor 14A16-like
Exons: 2
Coding region: 750-1682 (310 amino acids)
Biological process (GO): G protein-coupled receptor signaling pathway
Cellular component (GO): membrane
Molecular function (GO): G protein-coupled receptor activity; olfactory receptor activity
Source: RefSeq, a predicted model, not a curated record
UGGCCAGAAGCUGUGGGGGGAAGGAGCCACCCUGAGCAGGGCAGGUGCUGCUGCUGAGAGCUGCUGGCUGGGGCAGGGCUGCUCCCAGCUCCAGACCAGCCUGGGCACAGUUCCGGAGGACACUUCCCAAAGAAGGUAAGCCUGGGAUUGCUGUAAAGAUCAGCAGCUUUCCUGAGACUGUUUUCAAUUUCCUGCUUGGAGAAGGAUGGGAAAGUUGGGGUGGUGACAAAAAGAUUUUUGCUUUUGAUACAUUUUGAUAUAUUCAUAACUCUAUAAAUUACUAUUAUAUAGUUAUAAAACUAUAAUCCUUACUUUAGGCUAUUAAACUCUUAAUUAACUCUAUUAAACUACUAUUAUAUACUUCGAUCAAUACAAUCUUUAAUUAACUCUAUUAUAUUUCCUAACCUUUCUGUUAGAUUUCAGAACAAUAAGCAGACUGUCUAAAUACAUUCCUGAAAUACUGCAUCGUCUUAUUACCAGGAAGAGGACCUACAAGAAGAACAUUUUGGUUUUGACCAGAAUUUGAGCAGUCAUAACAAAAAGUGUGGCAAAGUAGCCCUUGGACCUACACCAAUGGGUUGAGCCAGGAGUGUGUAACUGAGACAACUGAAUCUCCUAUUGGAUGUUCCUGUUAAAUAUCCCAAUUAAUCAACCUUUAGAAAUUGUUGAAAUCAGGAGCCGAUUGUGCCUCAUCCCCACUGGGACACCUGGAAGCUUCCAAUAAAGGUGCCCAUGUGCAGCCACAGCAAAUGUCCAACAGCAGCUCCAUCGGCCACUUCCUCCUGCUGGCACUGGCAGACACGCGGCAGCUGCAGCUCCUGCACUUCUGCCUCUUGCUGGGCAUCUCCCUGGCUGCCCUCCUGGGCAACGGCCUCAUCAUCAGCGCCGGAGCCUGCGGCCACCACCUGCACACGCCCAUGUUCUUCUUCCUGCUCAACCUGGCCCUCAGCCCCCUGGGCUCCAUCUGCACCACUGUCCCCAAAGCCAUGCACAAUUCCCUCUGGGACACCAGCACCAUCUCCUACAAAGGAUGUGCUGUUCAAGUUGUUCCGCUUAUCUUCUUCAUUAGAACAGAGCUUUCCCUCCUGACCAUCAUGUGCUACGACCGCUACGUGUCCAUGUGCAAACCCCUGCACUACGGGACCCUCCUGGGCAGCAGAGCUUGUGCCCACAUGGCAGCAGCUGCCUGGGCCAGUGCCUUUCUCAAUGCUCUCAUGCACACGGCCAAUACAUUUUCCCUGCCCCGGUGCCAUGGCAAUGCCCUGGGCCAGUUCUUCUGUGAUAUCCCCCAGAUCCUCCAGCUCUCCUGCUCCAAGUCCUAUCUCAGGGAACUUGGGCUUCUUCUUGUUAGUGUGUGUUCGGUAUUUGGUUGUUUUGUGUUCAUUGUUUUCUCCUAUGUGCAGAUCUUCAGGGCCGUGCUGAGGAUCCCCUCUGAGCAGGGACGGCACAAAGCCUUUUCCACCUGCCUCCCUCACCUGGCUGCGGUCUCUCUGUUUGCCAGCACUGCAGUGUUUGCUCACCUGAAGCCCCCCUCGAUGUCCUCCCCAUCCCUGGAUCUGGCCCUGUCAGUUCUGUACUCAGUGGUGCCUCCAGCCCUGAACCCCCUCAUCUACAGCCUGAGGAACCAAGAGCUCAAGGCUGCAGUAUGCAGACUGAUGACUGGAUGCUUUCAGAAACAUUAAACUGUUGACCAUUUUUUGCCAAUCACUUGUAAUAAAAGUUAUCUUUGAUA